This is a messenger RNA of Lytechinus variegatus (green sea urchin), 3809 nucleotides long. Its product is annotated as latrophilin-like protein LAT-2. The transcript is spliced from 27 exons. The record is from RefSeq and is a predicted model, not a curated record. Gene Ontology annotation, molecular function: carbohydrate binding; G protein-coupled receptor activity. Lineage: Eukaryota; Metazoa; Echinodermata; Echinoidea; Temnopleuroida; Toxopneustidae. Gene Ontology annotation, biological process: cell surface receptor signaling pathway; adenylate cyclase-activating G protein-coupled receptor signaling pathway. Gene Ontology annotation, cellular component: membrane. The coding region runs from base 410 to 3508 and encodes 1032 amino acids.
CGUAAAACUUCAGCGAUCGUCUGCUUCACUAUUGCUCACAUUUUCUAGAAUGAAGUCAUCCAGGGUACUACACCUCUCUUCAUAUUUUGUCCUCCAUGGCAAUGCAAACUGACGCAGCUUCAACUUGGACGUCAGUUUUGUUGGAUGACAUUCAUCGAUCGACUUCUCCCUCCAAACUUGACGGCAUAGCAAAUUGAUUUUUCCUCUGGCCUUUGACGUGAAUGCAUUAUCGAAGUAUUUCAUGCAAGCGUCUGAAACCAAAAUGUGUUUUUCAUUCCUCCAGUUCGUGUAAUCAAACAAUUUAUUUUUGAAUAUUCCGAUCCGUAAUGUGACAGACUUAGUAAUUUCGAACUCGCAUUGACAUUAAAAUUUUGAUCCUCCCUCGCCGGAUUCCUGUAUCUGCGGGAAAAUGGGCAAUCCGGUUCUUUUUCUACUGCUUAUUUUGGUAGCUGCAGUUUGUGAUGGAGCGAUUCUUAAUGAGACUUGUGUGUACAACCCUUGUCAGAAUGGAGGAACAUGCAUGAAUGUUCUGAGACCUGUUGGCGGGAAAAGCUUACGAUAUAACGAUGUGUACUAUUUAUACGUCUCUGACACAAUGAUGACAUGGUCUGAAGCGAGCAACUAUUGCCAUCAUGAAGGAGGCGGUCUCGUCGGCUUUGAGGACAAGGAAGAAGAAAAAUUUGGGGAUAACUAUGCUGCAAAACAAUUCAUCGAACAAGAUACAACCUACUGGGUUAGCGCCCGUUACCACGGGACCAGCUCGCAGUGGAAAUGGUAUCCAUCGAACGAAACUUUUGACAUCAUCCUAGAUAAUAGUACAGAUGGUGAUUGCAUGACCUAUACCAAACGCAUUUUCAUCAGUGUACCAGAAAGAGAAUCGUGUAAUGCUACACAUAGCUUCGUAUGUGAGGAUUACAAUGCCUUGAUAUCCCAAUGCCGGUGUCCACCGGGGUACUCUGGCCCUUUCUGCGAGAACCAAGACGAACCCGGAACACCCAGCAGCAAAUCAUUGAAAAUUUGCGAGGGAGAAAGCGAUCUGUUGACCUGUGCACUGGAACAGAAGGUGAUGCGCAUAGAGUACGCCGCCUACGGUGUAUAUGACAACACAACGUGCAAUGACGGCCAUACCUUCCUCUCACCUGGUCAGAAGUGCGUAGCAGAGAAUUCUGUGCAGAAAACAGUCGAUGUUUGCCAGGGACAAUCCUUCUGUGAUAUUUCAGUAGGUAAUGAGUUCUUCCAGAACAACCCAUGCAUCCCGAGGAAACAUUUGGACUUACGUUACCAAUGUGUUGCAAAUGACCCGGCCGUUUACGAUGCCCCCUACCCUCCUGCCCGACUUGAACCUCCAACCAUGUAUUGCAAGAUGAGGGUUUAUGGGAACACAACCUACGAGGUCACUGCAGAAAACACCACAGUCUACAAACCAUGCCCUGAAGGGUAUAGAGGACAAGUGAGCUUCUUGUGUUUAUUGGGUGGUAUGUGGCACGACCAUGGCCCCGAUGAUUCUGGAUGUACCAUGAUCAGAGCAGUCGAUAACCUGAAUGACGAGAUUAUGUCGGGGGAGAAGGAGGCGGUGGAAAUCGCGGAGACCAUCGAUGAUCUUGUUAAAGAUGGCGGGGACACGGCAACCCUGGAGGAUACCGAGGUAGUUAAACUCCUAACCGAUUUAAAUGAACUGCAGAAGAAACAACUCGAAGACACGAACAAGAACACGAGUGAACGUAUCAGCACUGUCUCUUCAUACGCAGAGAAAACACUGAGUAUCGCAAGCAUUCUGCUCAAUUCAGAUGAUCAGGAUACAGAUGAUACGUCUUCACAAAAAAGCAUUUCAAAGAACAUCACCGAAUUUGUUGAAGAGGUAGCCUUUAUACUCUCUGGGGAACUCGUCGAAGAUACUUCCAAAACAGUAUCCACUGAUACCAUUGAUAUGACGUGUGGGAGUCUACCGGGUGGUCGGCGGGGAGCUCUGUCCUACCCUACCGAUAGGAUCUUUGAUCGUGAGAGUAUGACGAAUGCACAAGCUAGAGCCACUCUACCGCCCUCUACGUUCGAUGAUGAUCCCAGCAAAAAGAACACAAUUGCUAUAGUUGAAUACAAGAAGAUCAAUAACAUAGGAAGUAGGACUAUUCAACCAAUAGAUAAUCCUGAUGAAUUGGUCAACCAAUCGGUAGUGAAUUCUCUUCUGCUUGGGGUCUCAGCGAUGAAAGGAGAUACUCCUGUUAAAUCAUUUCAAAACGAUCAGACAUUCAGCUACAUCAUGAAACAUACAAAUCCCAACGUAACAGGAAAGGUGUCCUGUGUAUUUGUUGACGAUACAAACAAACUAUCUACGGAAGGCUGUAGGCUUGUCAAUACCAAUCGAACGCACACUGAAUGUACUUGCAACCAUCUUACCAACUUUGCUAUCCUUCUUGAUGUCACUGGUGUCUACGAAGAUCUAUCUGUUGCCCAUACAACAGCUCUGGGGCUACUGACUAUCAUUGGCUGUUCAGUGUCUAUUGGUUGUCUUGCAAUAUGCAUCUUUGCAUUUAGCUUCUUCAAGUCACUGUGGAAUACUCGUACAACAAUCCAUCGAAAUCUUUGCAUCUCCCUACUAACUGCUCAGCUUCUAUUCUUAGUGGGUGUGGAGAGGACAGAACACGAUAUCGUUUGUACCGUGAUUGCGGCUAUACUACACUACACCUUUCUCUGUUCCUUUGCCUGGAUGGCAUUGGAAGGUAUUCAACUAUACAUCAUGCUGGUACACGUGUUUUCAACCAGUGGCAAGGUGUUACCAUACUACCUGGCCGGCUAUGGGUUGCCUGCUAUUGUUGUAGCCGUUGCUGGUGGUAUAAGUAAAGGCGAAGGUUACGGACAAGAAACAUAUUGCUGGUUGUCUACUGAUCGUGGAUUCAUAUGGAGUUUUGCUGGCCCUGUUGCCCUUAUUAUCCUGGUGAAUUUUGUGUUUUUAGUUGUAUCAAUCCGCAUUGCCUACUCAGGGAGGGCUGCAGUCAGCAAAGAUGCCACUAACUCACAGAAUAUCAAGGUUUGGAUCAAAGGUGCAGUGACCUUGACCUUUCUCCUGGGUAGUACCUGGGGUGUAGGAUUCUUCUUUCUAAGCGGAUCAUCCCUACCCCUGGCGUAUGCAUUCACCAUUCUCAACUCUCUGCAGGGAAUGUUUAUAUUCAUAUACCACUGUCUUGGUAAUGAACGAAUCAAGAAAGAGAUGGCCAAGUUUCUCCUUCGUCAGCCAUGUCUGCCGGCAUGUCUCCGGGUGAGACUCGAGGCUGUGGCCCGUGUUGGCAGCAGUGUUUACAGCACAACUCAAAGUUCCACUGCGCCACCCGUUAACAAGAAGCCAGACACUGUUGCUCUGACGGAGAAGAAGAAAGAUGUGAUCCACCCCGUGGUCUAUGUACAGGAUAUUGAUGAGGACGAUGGGAAACCGAGAUCAUGGCUCUAUAACCGCGCUGGAGCUGAUGAUACCAAAGUGAUUCCUUCCGACCAUCCGGAACCGGAUUACUACUGAACGACUUAAAGCCCGGUUGCCCCGAAUGAGAUCCUGGCUAUUAUUUGAUAUCAUGGCUCCGUAACACAAAGAUUAGCGACCAAUUACUAAAUGAACUGACCAAUCAACAUCAAUGUUACACGCGCAUUAUUUUUAACAUAUGGAUCAGGGACCAAUCAGUGCGGUUCUUUCACAUUUGCAGUUCAUCGCAAACCGUUUUACGGAGCCUAGGUUCGGAAAUGUAUCUUCUGUAUAAAAAUUGAGGCUGGUUAAAGACCAUUAAACCAGACAAGGAAAUGAAGGACAUAAGGUUUGACCCGUU